GGCGCGGGGUCGAAGGGCACGCGGCGUCAGUGUCAUGGCGGCCUCCACGGUGGGCUGUGGCUGGCGCCCGCUACAGCUUAACAUCCCUAGUCUGUGCCGCCUCGGGCCGGGGCCCCGUAGUAUGUGGGCGUGCGUGCGGCGGCUCCCGGGGCCCGCGGUGACCCGGAGGAGCGUGGUGGCAACCAGUGGGCCGGGCGUCUCGGGCACUGACCACUACUGCCUGGAGUUGCUACGGAAACGAGAUUAUGAAAGUUAUUUAUGUUCCCUGCUGCUCCCUGCCGAAUCCCGAAGUUCUGCUUUUGCAUUGAGAGCCUUCAAUGUGGAACUGGCUCAGAUCAAGGACUCAGUCUCUGAAAAAGCAAUUGGACUGAUGCGAAUGCAGUUUUGGAAAAAAACUGUGGAAGAAAUAUACCAUGACAAUCCACCACAUCAGCCAGUGGCCAUUGAACUGUGGAAGGUCUGUGCACCAGCAGAGACAGGCCUGGUUUCUGGGCUCCAGAUUGACUUCACAGAGCCCCAGUAAAGAUGGAAAGCCAGACCCCCACACCGGGGACUCAGAAGAAAGAGUGGAUGGGAAGCUGCUGUCAAAAGACAUAAUCUGACUAAAAGAUGGCUUAUGAAAAUCAUUGAUGAAAGAGAAAAAAAUUUAGAUGACAAAGCAUAUCGUAAUAUCCAGGAACUUGAAAAUUAUGCUGAAAACACACAGAGCUCUCUUCUUUAUUUAACAUUAGAAAUAUUGGGUAUAAAGGACCUUCAUGCAGAUCAUGCUGCAAGUCACAUUGGAAAAGCACAAGGUAUUGUCACCUGCUUAAGAGCAACACCCUAUCAUGGUAGCAGAAGAAAAGUAUUCCUUCCUAUGGAUAUUUGUAUGCAGCAUGGUGUUUCACAAGAGGACUUUCUACGGAGGAACCAAAAUAAAAAUGUGAGAGAUGUAAUAUAUGACAUCGCCAGCCAGGCACACUUACACCUAAAGCAUGCUAGGUCCUUUCACAAAAGUGUUCCUGUGAAAGCAUUUCCUGCUUUUCUUCAGACGGUUUCUUUAGAGGACUAUUUAAAGAAAAUUCAACAAGUGGAUUUUGAUAUAUUCCAUCCAUCUUUACAGCAGAAAAAUACAUUACUUCCAUUAUCUUUGUAUAUUCAAUCAUGGAGGAAAAGCUAUUAGAACAACUUCACGAUGUUGAUAUGAGUUUAUUUUUAGUUCAUUAGUUUUACAGAAAUUUUCUAGUUAGGGUUCUUGUUUAGCAACAAUAGCAACUAACUGUUUGUUUAAGUAGAAAAAGAAUUAUUGGUUGGGAGUUGAGUUAGCUCACAGAACUGAUGUGAAGUUGCUGUGGGACUGGAGUGUCAAGACACUGCCAAGAUUCUGCCACACACACCACCAUUGGCACCACCAGCCCAGACAGGGUCUGUUGUGCCAUCCCUGGGAAGUCAGAGCCCAGGAGGGAGCCAUGCUCCUGCCAAAGGGUGGGGAGAGGGAAUAUAUUCCUUCCUCCAUCACCCUUAGGAAGAGAAAGGGGAAGAGACUCAACUAGCACUGGGAUUUAUAUGCUAAACAUCUGAAACUCAGGUGUUCUGUACAGCUGGAAAUGCAUUUAUUUGCAGGUCGUGAAGGAUGAACUUAACCUUUGAAUAGGAUCAGUUUCUAUGUAGAGGGCUUUAUAUCCCUUAUGUUUAAUCUUUAUGAUCUUGUGUGAAAGUUUAUCAUGAUGCUGAAACAGUUUAUGUAAGGUACGGCACCUUCUGUGAGAACUGGAGCUCUAAUUUGAUUUUAGGUGUGGUUGGUCUGGAAGCUCUGACCUUAUUGUUAACCUUACUGCAUCAGUCUGUCAUUCAGUAUUAUGAUCAUGAACAAACUGUUUUGGCAAAAUUUGUAUUAGUGUUAAUUAUGUUAAUAUUAUAUUGAACAUCCAUUAAGUAGAUGUAUAUUUUAAAAACUUGUAUACAUUGAGCUUCCCCGUGAUAAGCACUGUAAACAAACACAUUGUGUGUGUAUUCUCAUUUGAUCUUCUUAAAAGCCCUAUUAAAUAAAUGGUAAUUAAUGUA
Messenger RNA from Marmota flaviventris (yellow-bellied marmot), 2043 nucleotides. NCBI's taxonomy places the organism in Eukaryota, Metazoa, Chordata, Mammalia, Rodentia, Sciuridae. The record is from RefSeq and is a predicted model, not a curated record.